AUGGCAAAAAUUGGUGGUCUUGAUUAUGCGGGAGGCAUUCCAGUACAUGUAGCAUCUGGUGCGGCCGCCCUUGCUUUCUGUUUGAUUGUAGGUAGACGUCGUGAAGACAAUGGUUUAGUUCCUCAUAAUAGAAUCAUUGAUGUAGUUCCUCACAACAUUAUUAAUGUAGUUAUUGGCACCAUAUUUUUAUGGUUUGGUUGGUUUGGCUUUAAUGCUGGGUCCGCAUUAGCGGCCAAUAAGCGCGCUAUAAUGGCUUGCAUAGUUUCAAACCUUUCCGCUUCAUUUGGUGGCCUUACUUGGAUGUUAUUGGAUUAUUGGCGCAAUGGAUACUUCUAUGCUGUUAGCUUUUGUAGUGGUGCUAUUUCAGGAUUGGUCGCUGUAGCUUCUGGUGCUGGUUAUGUUUCUCCUUUUUCUGCCAUAAUUUUUGGCAUAAGUGGUGGUUUAAUUUGUAAUUUGGCUGGUAGACUUAAAUCUUUUCUUAGAUUUGAUGAUUCUAUGGAUGUCUUUGCUAUCCAUUGUGUCGGUGGUUUUAUUGGAAACAUUUUGACUGGUGUCUUUGCCGAUAAGACUAUAGCGGCUCGUGGCGGCGAAAUCAUACUUGGUGGUGCUAUAAAUGGGAAUUAUGAUCAAAUUUUGAUACAAUUAAUAAUAUCUUCUGUGGGAAUGAUGUAUUCUUUCUUUGCUACAAUCAUUAUUCUACUUAUUAUUGGAACAUAUUUACGUUGUACCUUAAGGCUAAACGAAGAUGGAGAAUUGGAUGGUGCAGACUGCACUGAACACGGUGAAGCCGCUUAUUGUUUUGCUGAUGCUAAUGAAUAA
Racocetra fulgida is the source of this 819-nucleotide messenger RNA. The record is from the annotation of a GenBank genome assembly. NCBI's taxonomy places the organism in Eukaryota, Fungi, Glomeromycota, Glomeromycetes, Diversisporales, Gigasporaceae.